This is a messenger RNA of Stegastes partitus (bicolor damselfish), 1214 nucleotides long. RefSeq names its product aquaporin 9a (gene aqp9a). NCBI's taxonomy places the organism in Eukaryota, Metazoa, Chordata, Actinopteri, Pomacentridae. Bases 1 to 909 code for a protein of 302 amino acids. The record is from RefSeq and is a predicted model, not a curated record. Gene Ontology annotation, molecular function: urea transmembrane transporter activity; glycerol channel activity; water channel activity. Gene Ontology annotation, cellular component: plasma membrane; basolateral plasma membrane. Gene Ontology annotation, biological process: water transport; glycerol transmembrane transport. The transcript is spliced from 6 exons.
AUGGAAGUACAACACAAGAGAAGCAUGAGGCAACACUGUGCUCUCAAACAUGGAAUAUUCAAGGAAUUCCUGGCAGAAUUCCUGGGAACGUUUGUCUUGGUUUUGUUUGGCUGCGGCUCAGUCGCUCAGACCGUCCUCAGUCGAAACACCCUGGGCGAACCUCUCACCGUCCACAUCGGCUUCUCUGUAGGCCUGAUGAUGGCAGCGUAUGUGGCUGGUGGAGUGUCAGGGGGCCAUGUGAACCCUGCUGUGUCUCUGGCCAUGGUGAUUCUGGGCAAACUGAAGAUCUGGAAGUUUCCCUUUUAUGUCAUCGCUCAGUUUCUUGGUGCUUUUGCAGGAGCUGCUGCAGUCUUUGGAUUAUACUACGAUGCUUUUAUGGACUUCACCAGCGGGAUUCUGUCAGUGACAGGAAUCAAUGCAACAGGUCACAUUUUUGCUUCGUACCCUGCGAGACACCUGUCAGUCCUCGGCGGCUUCAUCGAUCAGGUGGUGGGGACAGGAAUGCUGGUUCUGUGUAUUCUCGCCAUCAUCGACGGUGGAAACAUCGGAGCUCCUAAAGGCGUUGAGCCGCUGGCCAUCGGUCUGAUCAUCAUGGCUAUCGGCGUGUCCAUGGGCCUGAACUGCGGCUAUCCCCUGAACCCCGCCAGAGACCUGGGACCCCGACUGUUCACAGCUGUGGCAGGAUGGGGGAUGGAGGUGUUCAGCACCGCUGACUACUGGUGGUGGAUCCCGGUGGCGGGGCCCAUGGUGGGAGGUGUGGUCGCGGCCGUCAUCUACUACCUGCUCAUCGAGCUGCACCACCCCCACGAGGAGCAGGAGAAGCCCCACGAGGAGGAAGAGGAGGAGGAAGACGAAGAGGACGAGGACAGCAGUCUGAAGGACAAAUACGAGAUGAUCACCAUGAGUUAAAAAGACUUUAACCUCCGGGACUGAAGAUGAAGAAGGCCCAGCACAGCUUCCAUCUGUGAGGACAGGCUCCCUGUGUCAGUGUGCUCUUGUUAAUAGCAACAUAGGCUGUAGUUACACUUCUGAUUGACUUCAUGCUGUGCAGAGACAAGCCCAGUGCUGACCAAAACCUCCACAGGUUCAAACAGAGUAGAAUUAUUCAUAAUUAAAAGUAAACAUAUUUAUAUAGGACCUUUAAAAACACAGCUCACCAACUGCUUUGACACACAAACCAAAAACAAGAUAAGACAAUAUAGCAACAAGAAGCU